Molecule: messenger RNA, 1401 nt
Organism: Rosa chinensis
Lineage: Eukaryota; Viridiplantae; Streptophyta; Magnoliopsida; Rosales; Rosaceae
Product: short-chain dehydrogenase TIC 32 B, chloroplastic
Exons: 8
Coding region: 187-1158 (323 amino acids)
Source: RefSeq, a predicted model, not a curated record
ACUUAUUUAUUCUCAUUCCUGUGCCUUCAUCUCUGUCUCUCACCCUCUUUCUCUCUUCUCAAUGCUCUGUUUCCUCUGAGUAAUGAUAUAAAGAAAUCUGGGAUAGGUCAUUGACUUUGUCUUGGUGGUGACAGAGCCACUGAGCAUUCUGGAAAACUUCAUUGGUUAUUACAGUGAUUUUACGAAAUGGGUUUCUUCUCAUUGGUGACAGGAAGGCCUGGUGCAAGUGGGUUUGGAUCAGCUUCAACUGCUGAGCAAGUCACUGAAGGGAUUGAUGCAAAAAACCUCACUGCCAUUGUCACUGGCGGGGCGAGCGGGAUUGGAUUGGAGACGGCAAAGAUCUUGGCGCUCCGAAGAGCCCAUGUCAUCAUUGCUGCUAGAAACAUUGGGGCUGCAAACAAAGCGAAACAGAUCAUUCUCGAAGAGAAUGAGAAAGCUCGAGUGGAUGUUCUAAUACUUGACCUCUGCUCGGUCAAGUCUGUUAGAGCAUUUGUUGAUAGCUUCAUAGCUCUUGAUCUUCCUCUCAACCUCCUAAUAAACAAUGCUGGUGUUAUGUUCUGCCCUCACCGGCUUUCAGAAGAUGGAAUAGAGAUGCAGUUUGCAACCAAUCAUCUUGGUCAUUUUCUCUUGACCAACCUCCUCCUUGAGAAAAUGAAGAACACGGCUAAAACCACUGGCAUCGAAGGCAGAAUUGUGAACCUGUCAUCAAUUGCUCAUGUGCACACCUAUGGCAAUGGGAUUCGAUUUGAUAGGAUCAAUGAACGAAGUGGUUACUCAGACAAAAGAGCAUAUGGCCAAUCCAAACUAGCCAACAUACUCCAUGCUAAUGAGCUCUCUCGUAGGUUGCAGGCAGAGGGAGUGAACAUCACAGUCAACUCAGUCCACCCAGGAAUAAUCAUGACACCUCUCAUGAGGCACUCUGCUUUUUUAAUGAAAACUUUGAGGUUUUUCACCUUUUGCAUUUGGAAGAAUGUUCCUCAGGGAGCAGCCACAACAUGCUUUGUAGCACUGCAUCCAAAACUGAAACGUGUAACCGGAAAAUAUUAUGUGGACUGCAACGAGAUGAAGCCGAGCUCGUAUGCUAGAAAUGAAAAGUUGGCCAAAAGACUGUGGGACUUCAGCAACAAGUUGAUUGAUGGAGCUUCUUCUAAAAGUUGAUGAGAAACGUUCUGUGAAUCUGUGAUCAAUAAUACUACCAUAUAUGAGCCUGCAGAGCAGAAGUUGUGGGAUUAAUGUGAGUGUGUAAGUGCAAUGGUCCAUGCUACACAAGUAUAGAGAGUUGUUGUUUGGUUACUGUUUGUUGAUAGUUGUUGUAUUGUGUCAUUUAUAUAUUAUGUACUGCUUAAUAUAAUGACGCUGAAAUUCCUUGCUUUUCAAUCAACAUAAUUAUUGAUUAGUUUA